GGGUCUUCGCGUCUCGGCGUCGCGGCCCCUCGAAGCGGCUCCGGCCUCAGCAGCUGCCCGGGUUGGGCUCGUGGGACCGCGGGGCUGCUCAGCGCGCUGUCCCCGGGGGUUCCUGCCUGUGCCCUGCGCUCUGCGACAUCCGCUUUGCUGCUGUGCUGCUGCGCGGAGCUCUGCUCACCCCCUGCAGACACCUGGCGAGGGCUGGAUGAGAGCUGGGGGUGUUUCCUCCGGACCCAGCUGGCCUUGCCUUUCCUGCAGAGGCAGAAGCGGAACCCCGAGCAUGGUGCAGUACCCGGCUCUGGGGCCCGUCAGACUCCUGGGAAGCACCAGCAGCUCUGGGAACAGGGCGGCCCCUCACCGAGCCUAGGGGUCACUCCCCGGUGCCAGCGUCCGUGCUGGCCCGCGGCACAACCUUCCAGCUUCCCUGCCCUUCCCCGGGCUGGCUGUCAGCUGUGCAUUGCAUCCUUGUGAAGGCAGUUCACAGGGCAGUGAACUGUGGAUGCACUUGUGGGCAUCCACAUGGCUCCGUGAGGGGGGUCCCUGCCCGCCUGGACCCACGUGUGUUCUGUGCUCCUUUUGGGGUGGGAGGGUUCUUUGCUGCUGGGCAGUGCUCGCCAAACUCAGGCUAUGGAUGCAAGGCUGGGCUUCUCUGCAGGGCCUCCCUGCAGCUGUCAGUGACUGGCCCGGCUCAAAGGUACUGGUAUGGCACUGGGAGUCAUUCCAUGUCUGUGGCCCUGUGUCAUGCAGACAGCGUUGCAGCCUUUGUCCUAGGCAGGGCUCCUGGGGCUCAGCUGGGAGCCCACCACCCACCUUCAGUAUGGUGGGAGCAGUGAUAAGGCAGGGAGCGCUUGCUUGGAGCAGUGCUAUGCUAACACCUUUGUUCACCUGGUAGCUGCCAGUUACACACUUAGGGUCCAGAAGCUGGUCAGCAGAUUAAGGAUGAGUUUGGCAAGGUGCUGUGAGGUCAAGGGGCUGUACUGAAGGCCUGCCCUGGAGCACAAGGCGUAGGAGCUGCUGCAUAUGGUCUCUGCAAGAAAGCGAAGGUGCUUGGUUGCAAUUUCUGCUCAUCUGCUUGGAGAGUGAGAUUUUGUGUUGUGUUAAUUGCUGUCCAGAAGGUGAGCAGCUUGGGAAUGGGCUGGGGAGAUGAUCUGAGUUCAGGAUGGGAUUUCUUUCAAGGUCCUACAGCUGAGUUGGAGCAAUUCCAAGCACAGAUACAUGUUGGACAGAGAAUGGCUUGAGAGCAGCUCUGAGGAAAAGGAUUUAGGGGUGUCAGUUGAUGUAAGACUCAGUGUGAGCUGGCAGUGUGUCCUUGCAGCCCAGAAGGCCAGCUGUAUCCUACGUUGCAUCUAGAGAAGUGUGAGCAGCAGGUUGAGGGAGGUGAUUCUGCCCCACUGCUGUGCUCUUGUGAGACCUGCAUCCAGUCCUGGAGCCUCCAGCACAAAAAGGAUGUGGAGCUGUUGGAGCAGGUCCAGAGGAGGGCCACAAAGAUAAUCAGAGGGCUGGAGCACCUCCCCUGCAGGGCCAGGGUGAGGGAGCUGAGGGUUUUCAGCUUGGAGAAGAGAAGGUUCAGAGGAAACGAGAUAGUGGCCUUCCAGGACCUGAAGGGGACUACAGGAAGGGUGGGGAGUGGCUUUUUAUAAGAGCAGGUAGUGACAGGAUGAGGGGAAAUGGCUUUAAACUUAAAGAGGGAGUAGAUUUAGACUAGGUAAUAAGAAGAAAUUCUUUCCUGUGAGGGUGGUGAGAUACAGGAACAGGUUGCCCACUGAGGUUGUGAACAUUCUUGCCCUGGAGGCAUUCCAGGCCAGGUAGAAUGGGGCUAUGAGCAGUCUGUCCCUGCGUAUAGCACGGGGUUGGAACUACAGGAUCUUAAAGGUCACUUCCAACACAAACCAUUCUGAUUCUUUUUCUUUUGAAGAUGAGGAAAGGCACAGUCCAACAAAGCCCUCAGAGGUUCUUGGCUGCCUGAUUCCAGGUUGAGCUCUGCUGCGUUGGAUACUUCAGGAGAGCAGAAGCGGCUGCUGUCAGCUCUUGGACUUUGGGUUUUAGCAGUGCGCAUCCUGUUUAGAAGCCAGAAUCUGUUGGCCUUGUUUGGGCCUUACUUCUUGCAGGGGAGCUCAUAUGACUAGUUUUAAACUGAAACUGCAGCAGCUUGUCUUCUGCAAGAUGUGCCGCAACCCCGGCCACGUGACCCUGGGAAAGUUUCCUGCUUGCUCUGAGCUCGGACCCUCAUGCAAGAGCACAAAAUCCGCUGGAAGGGCUGUUGCAGAACAUCAGUGGGCCCCUGGUUUGCAUGGGGCUGCCCCAGAGGAGGGUCCCUGGGGGCACCAAGGGUGCGUCUACCACACGGGUCCUCGGGGGACUCUGCCGUGGAGAUGUGGCCUCUGGCAGAGUGCUUGUGUUGCACUUUCAGUUCUGCAUAUGCUAAAAGUAGGAGUGCUCGCUUCCCUCUGCGGUCUGUGCGCUAAUCCUGGCACUGUCUUCCUGGCUGUGCAGAAGCAGGACGCGGGCUGCUGGGUAAUGGCAUCUGCUCCCUCUCCUGUUUGUGUAGCUAGGAGAGCAGCCGGGCCUGUGCUGUGCUUUGGGUGCUGAUAUCAGCUGAUAUCAGAGCACAUCUGUGUGGAAGUGGGGCUGUUCUUGGCCUCCACAGCGUGCACCUGUGUGCCAAGCCUGAGCUGCCCCAGUGGUCAAGAGGGCAGUGGUGCUGUGGGCACUGGGGUCCCACGAGGGGACUGUGUCAGUGCUGUCUUUGCUCAAGGGAGGGUCUGGAGGGAGGCCUGCUGGAAGGGGAGGGAGAAAUUCUUAUUUGAAAGAGUGGUCAGGCAUUGGGACGGGGAAGUGGUGGGGUCAUGUCCCUGGAGGUGUUCAAGAGCUGUGGAGAUGUGGCAUUGAGGGACAUGGCCAAUGGGCACGGUGGAGAUGAAUUGGGGUUGAGCUUGAUGAUGUUAGAGGGGAUUUUUAUCCCCUAUGGUUGUGCGAUCUGCUUCCUGUCCCAUGCACUGGGUUGAGGGUCGUGCUAGGGUUUCCGUGCAGCCUCUCCUACCCAGUCCUGUCUCUUUCUGUCCAUGUCACUCUGGGUAGGUAUGGUCUGUGGUGCUGGGUGGGAGGAGGCUUGGCUGAGCUGUGCUGGGCUGGGUGGGCCCCUUGCGGAGAGCAGUGGGGCCUGGGGAAAAUGGGGCAGGGGACAGUGACCGCAGGGUGUCCUUGCAAAGCUGGUGCAGGCAGAGGGGCUGGCAUUGAUCAUCUCUCUCUCAUCAGAGGAAUGGCCCCAGAAAUGCUGCUGUGGCACUCCAGAGUUGUGGAGAGGGCAGUGGGGAGGCACCAGUCCUGGAGAUGGCCGUGAACUCUAUCUACUAUUCGAGAGAUGAAGUGAAUGCCUUCUGGGUGACAGUGCAGCGGACUGAGGCUGCGGAGCGGUGCGAGCUGCGCGGCUCCUACGUGCUCAAGGCUGAACGUGACAGCCUCAUCCUGAAGGACCCGCGGAGCAGUGAGAUCCUCUACGUCUGGCCCUACCGGCUACUCCGGAGAUACGGCCGGGACAAGGUGAUGUUCUCCUUUGAAGCUGGCAGGCGCUGUGAUUCUGGACCAGGGAACUUCACCUUUGAGACCAAGCAGGGCAAUGAGAUUUUCCGCUUGGUGGAAGCCUCCAUCCGGGAACAGAAAGCUCAGGUGGAGGAGAACCAGCAGAGCUGUGACUCGUUGGAAUCUGACAACCCCAGUGUGGUGCUGAUCCGCCAGGCCCUGGCUGACGCACUGAGCCUGGAGCAGCCCACAGAAGGGGAUGAUGCUGCAGCACCCAAGGCAGGCCUGGCACCCCGGCCUUCUGCUGCAGCAGAGGAGAGAGAUGCGAUAUCACUGCUGAAGACCCGGAUGCUGCCAGAGCCACCUGUGCUGCAGGCCAAGCCCCCCAUCACCAGCACCCCUCCACGCUCCCCUCUGCCCAAGGUGCCGCGGGCCGUCCUGCCGGACAAGGAUCCCUCCAGCCUCUACUCAGAGCCUCUGGACUCCGUGAAGAGCUUCCGACCCAGGCCGGACCCGCUGUACGCGGACCCCAUUGACAGCAAGGCCGCGGGGGCUGCGGAGGGGGUGAAGCUCCGGGCGCCGUUCCCAGGUACCUGUGAGCAGCUGCGUGCCCAGGGCUGCGGGCCGCUGCGCAAGGAGCACAUCUACGACGAGCCCGAGGGCUGCGCGCCCCGCGUGCUGCCCGCCGCCGCCAGCAUCUACGACGAGGCACGGCCCAUAGGUGAGGCCUGGCGCACGCAGGGCCACGACGGCAAGAGCGGCUAUGAGUACCCCUACAGCCCCAGUACUGAUGACUAUUCGGUUCCUGCCUUCAAGGCCAAGGGCCCCAAGCCGGUGCCUGCUCCCAAGCCCCCGGCAACGUUCAUCUCCAAAUGUGCUGAAAGAAGUGAGGACCCUGGCAGGCGGCGAGGGAAUCCUGCUACUGAGAAGGCGGCCGUCAAACCCGGCCUGAACAGCAGCAACAACAACAACACGGAGGUGCUGUACUGCCGGGUGAUGAAGCCCCAGCUUGGGCAGAGGAAGGAGCAGUGUGUGGAUGAGUGUAACUUGUCUCCUGUCUAUGAGGACCUAGGAGAGAUAUAACGUGCUGCUGCUCUGCUCCUGCCUGGGGGGCUUUGGGGCCCAAACUCAGCAAGGAGUGGCACAGGCGGCUGUGUUCCAUGGCCCGGCGUGGGGCUGGGGGCUGUGUGGGACGGGGCAGAGCCUCUCCCACUCGUCAGCUCUGAGGGGCUGUGUCUCCUUGGGGCUGUCCCACACUCCCAGGGUCAGAGUGCACUGGUGCGGUGCUGCUCGGCUCCAGGGCCCGCCUCACUGCCACCUGGUGGGGCAGGCGGGUGGGCUCUGCACUGCGCCUGCUGCUCUGACUCCAGAGGCUCUGGCUGUGCUACGCCUUUCUCUCUGGGCCAGCCAUGGGGCUAAGAUGCUCACUGCAGCGCCGGGGGGGCUGCUUGCCAUCAGUCUCCAAAAGUAUUUUUAUACAAAAUUAUUUUGAUAUUAAAAUUUAUAUGUCUUAUGAUGAAGUGUUUGCAUGUGGCAUGUUAGGCACGUAGCUGGGGAGAUGCUGGUGCAGUGUUGUGGUGUGUGAUGCCCUGUAGAGCAGUGCUCACACUGUCUGUGCCAGAGCUGCCGAGCUAAGAGGAAACCAGAGAGACAGUGGGUGGCAGCUCCAGCAGUGGCCGGGAUGCCCUGAUGCCAAGGGAUUGAGGGAUGUGAGAAUGAGCCCCACUGAGGCUCUAGUGUGCUAGUCAGGAUGAGACAUGUUGGGAUGACCUGAAAAAGUGCGGAACUCUCUUGGUCAGGGCCAGGCUCAAGGUCUGUGCUGGAGCUCAAUGGCUCUUGAUCAGUCACAGGUUCUCUGCUUAACCUGGUGCAUUCCUCUGCUGAUUCCCCUUUUAUCCUCAUGUACUUGUGGAAGGCUGAGGGUGGUCCAGUCUGAGUCCCACUGACUUUGAUGGCAAAUACUGUAAUUGUGCUGUUUAUGAGGAGAAAGGUUUGGCUAUGAUUUUAGUGUGCCUUGGGCAGAAACCUGCAGAGAGAAAAAAUAUGUUGCUCUUUUGGUGUUGUGAGAGAUUUUGUCUCCUCUGUGUGGGGAUAUGCCAGGUACCUUGGUGCUGCCUGUCCCUCAGUCUGUCUUGUGCUGCUGAUGGCUUCUGCAAGUUCACCAGCCUGCUGAUGGAGAUGGAAGCAGAAGUCUGAUAUUCCUGUGCAGAGGACUAAGCAUGAAUUCAGUAGCCCAAGCUCACAACCAGAGAACCACAAACUGGUAGCAAGGUGUGCAGGGCUGUGUUCACAUUCCCAAGCUGGUGAGAUGGAAGCAAGCAGUGAGUUCUGACUGGGUGUGUGAUGUCUGGGUUGCAGGAGGAGCUGUAAAAGUGCAGCAGUAACUUGAACCAAUUUGUUGUUGUUGUCUUGUGCUGCAUACUCUUUUCUGCUGGGGUUUUGCUGCAGUAAACUGGAGAAACACCUCAGAGGUGUUUUGGGAACCAGAGAGAGGCUGAUGCUGUUCCUGCCCAGGACAGGUGUGUGCCUGCUCCCUGUGCACAGCUGUGGGGUGACCCCACGCAGGUGCUUCAAGUCCUAGGAAUUCUCAGGGAAGAGCUCUGGGUAUUGCAUUGGGGGGCACCUGCCCAUAAACCUUCUUUGUGACUCCCGUGUAAGGCUCUAAAACUUGAGUGAUGAAGUGCAGCCUCCAAGGAGCUGAGCUCUGGGCUCCGCCUUACACAUGUGCUGGGUAUUUGCACAUCUGCAUCACUGCAGUUGCUGUGUCUGAGGAUACUGAGUGUGUCUGUCCCAGCUUUCACUAUAAAGAAUGCCAGUGAAGAAGGAAAGUGCUCCAGCAUCUGUGCUAGAUUCAGUGCUCUCCCUGUAGCCCUGCACUCCUCCUGGAUGGGAUGGGAUAUUUGCUCUUCUUGCUUCAACAGUGACAUCUUCUCUCCGUUAACUGGCCUAAAACAAAAAGGUAAGCACACAACUCAACAUCUGUCUUCUGCAUUUGUCCUGCUUUCUUUACAGGCAUUGCCACAUGUCAACAGCGCGUGCAGCACAGAAAGCUCUUGCUGAUCUGGAGAGCAAUCCUUUUUCUGGCUCACUGUUGUAGACCAGGCUUGCCAUCUCCCUCAGGCUGCUGCUCUGUGCUCCAACUGUCUGGAAGCAGGUCAGGGUGCCAUAGGUGCUUUGAGAAAGCAUAAGAAAUAAGGCAAAUACAGAGUGAGCUUUUGGCUGGUCAUAGCCUUCCUGUAGCCAAAGUUGCAGUGAAUUCUAGGAGCAGAUGACCUUGCUGAAUUUUUGUCUGGAUUAGGUUUAUUCGGUCUGCCUUCUUUUGUUUCCUGUUAUUUCCACAUGUUGAACAGUGAAGCAGCUGGGCGAAGCUCACAGAUAGCCCUGGCACAUCACAGUAAUUGUGCCAUGACUGAAUGCAGUCUGCAUGCUUGGGGAACAGCAUCCUGGCAUUUUCUGCCUUGUCUAUGUGCUAGGAGCCAGACUGCGUGGUGCACAGAAUAUCAUUUGGAUAUCAGGCUUCCUUGUAUGUGGGCAGCCUAUGAGCCUUCCUGUUCCCUUUUGCUAAAAGCCUAAACUCCAGCUGAGAAAUGUUACUGAGUACAGCAGGUCUAGCAGCCACGGCUGAGAUGAAGCAGCAUUCUUGGUCUCUGUAGGCCAGUUGGCAGUUUUUAUCAGGAGAAAAAUACUUGGGAAGUGCCAAAGCCCAGCCAUAUCUUCCCCUUUGUACCGCCUUUUUCUGUUUCUUGUUCCGGAAAACACGUCCUUUUAUAACCACUUCCUCCUCCCAUAUGGGGUCGUAGCAUGGUGCAGGUGUGAGACAGCCGUUCUGCCAGGUUAUUUUUUCCCAUUGGAAAUUGGGAAAUUUCCAAUGGCAUUAGGGAGAGCACUCAAAAACACACUGGCUGUAGGGUUAUUGCCCUGCUUCACACCAGUGACCAGGCAGAAGGCUUCAGAAGGAACCCCCAAACACUCCCAGAUUUGUGGUUUCUUUCCCCUUGUAGUCCCUUUUCCCUCUUUGCGAGUUUCUCCUUUGUCAGCCUCCUUUGGUUCACAGUAAACCAUCAGCUGCUGUUGAUGUACCCUUUCCUACUGAUAGAACUGCCCGAAUAAUUUCUAUCUCGGUCAUCAGAUCAGAUAAGGAGGAAGGGGAUUAUUUUAUCUGCUUGUUUUUUCAUAUUAUCUGGUUAGCAUGCUGGAGGUGAAACCAUUUUUGUGUGCAUUACUGCCAUUUGUUUCUGGCCACUUCUCAGUUCCUCACCCCCUGAGCUUGUUUGUUAGAGGUGAGGACUGGCCAUCUGCAUGCACGCACACCCCAGGAAAUGCAUCUCCCUGUGCUGCUGGGGAUGUCUCCCUUUCCUCCAGGUACCUGCCCUGAGCAGCUGCCCGCAUACUGCCAGCUGCCCGGGCAUGGGGGGCUGCCAGGGCACGGGAAGCUCAGAUGCAUGCAGCAGGAACCAGCAGCAAAGGCACACAGCAAUAUGGGGAGUGGUGUGUCCAGGCUUUGUGCUGCACUUGAGUCAGCCUGUGUGCAGUUGGUCAUGGCACAGCUCCCACGUGGACACAGAAAGCAGCGUCUGGUUCAUCUCAACCUCAGCAACAACUGUGUGGCGCCCUUCCUUGGCCUCAGUGCUUGGGGGGUCCUGUUGCCCUCAUCUGAGACUCUACAGCACACGUUGUACUGUAGAGAUUCAGGUGUCAGAUGAGACCACCACUGUCAGAGGUAAAUAGGAUUUUGCCACCUUUUCUUCCGUUGGGUGCUUUACCAUCUCAGUGCCCAUCUCAUGAAUGGGUAGAAAACAGGUAGCAAUCAGAGCCUGCUGGUGGGCCGUGAUCCUGAAGCAAACAGCUGGCUCUGUCCUGCCACUGCAGUCCUCAAGGAAGCACGAUGCUGCAUUGUGCCCUUGGUCAACAGCAUCUGUUUCUCAGGAAACAGAGGUCAGUGCUAUGAUUGCCACACACUGGAAGCACUGUAGACCACAAGCAGUAAGGUAACAUUUAGCAAGAGGACUUUAUUUUGAAACAGAAUGUUGGAACAAACUACGCGGAACACAAAUCCGUUUGUGUGCGGUAUCCAGGAUGCCCAGUGAUGCUGCCCCACGUUGGUUAAGUUGCACUGUCCUCAGCUCCUGCUCUGGCAGGGGCAGCUGUCCCGUGUAUGCACUGAAAAACUGGUGCUCACUCAGCUCUGUGGAAAGCUGCAGGCCAACUCCCUGUAUCUGCUAAGCCUUGCCAAAAUGUAUGGCCAUGCCAGCUUG
This is a messenger RNA of Meleagris gallopavo (turkey), 8774 nucleotides long. The record is from RefSeq and is a predicted model, not a curated record. Lineage: Eukaryota; Metazoa; Chordata; Aves; Galliformes; Phasianidae.